Molecule: messenger RNA, 659 nt
Organism: Drosophila erecta
Lineage: Eukaryota; Metazoa; Arthropoda; Insecta; Diptera; Drosophilidae
Product: moonshiner
Exons: 1
Coding region: 106-630 (174 amino acids)
Source: RefSeq, a predicted model, not a curated record
UAAGCCGAUGACCAUAGUAUCGAUAUAUCGAUCGCAUACUCAAUCGAUCCGCGUUGGGAGCUUUCAUUCAGCAUAACAUCCAUUCGGAAAUCCAUUUCAAUCACAAUGAUUGGUGACAGUGGCAACUGGAUCCCGGACUCGUGCCGCUUUCCGCAGCAUGUGCUGUCCGACAUGCUGGAAGGACUGUGCCACGACAUCCCAAACCUAACCCACACGGAGUGCCAGGCGCUGGCCGCACUGCAUGUUAGAUGGAUGGCGAAGCUGGUCAACCGCCAGCCAGAUUCGAAUCGACUUCCGCCAGCGCCAAAGAAGCCCCGUAGCCGGGCUAGGAACAUCGCACCACAGCAGCCGAACCUGUCAGGCGAGGAGAAGCGCGUGGAGCACAACAUCUACGAGGCGGACGACUACGAGGUGGUCAACAAUCGCAUCCACAUUCCGCGGCUGCGUGCCGCUUGGAGACCACGGCACUUCGACAUCAUGAUGCCCGCCAUUGUUAUCAAGCGGGGCCUAUUGAAUAAGCACUUUCACUGGCGCAUUCUCAACAAGAUCAUGGAAGCCGCCGACGCAGAGGCCCAAGCCGAGCUUCAGAAGUUUGUGGACGAAGUGGUUACCUCGGACAAGCUAGACUGAAACAGGCUAAUGUUAAGCCCCUACAUACC